GAGCCCUCUACAGGGACGUCAUGCAGGAGAACUACGAGACAGUGACCUCGCUGGCAGGAUUCCCCGUUCCCAAACCUGACCUGAUCGCCCUGCUGGAAAGAGGGGAAGAGCCGUGGGUCCCGGAUCUACAAGCCACCGAGGAAAGGAAGAGCCCGAGAGGCACCCGCACAGCAGGUGAUAGGACAGUGAGUGAGAACAAGGAGGAGAAUCAGCAGCAGGAAGGUCCUGAGCAAGUGGAACUGCAGGAGAGGUUUAUGAGAAGAACAGAAGGGAAUUUUUCCCAGCACUUGGAGCAGGGAAAUGCCUGGGGAGAUCGACACAGAUCAGAGAUGCAGCUGGGAAACCAUCCCGGGAAGAAACUGAACAAAUCAAUUCAACGUGGCAGAGGAUGCAAGGAUCCCAAGGAAACCACAGUCCGGCAGACAAGUCACAAUGAAGAGAAACCCUGCAAAUGCCUUGACUGUGGGAAAAGAUUCCGUUUCAGUGGAAACCUUCUUACACAUCAGAAAACCAACACAGGAGAGAAGCCUUAUAAAUGCUUGGACUCUGGAAAAAUCUUAAUUCAGAAGUCACAAUUUAUUAUACACCAGAGAGUGCACACAGGAGAGAGACCUUUUAAAUGCUGUGAGUGUGGGAACAGUUUUAGUCAGAGUGCAACGCUUAUUACACAUCAGCGAACCCACACAGGAGAGAGACCUUAUAAAUGCCUUGAGUGUGGGAAAGGUUUUAGUCAGAGUGCAACACUUAUUGCACAUGAGAGAACCCACACUGGAGAGAGACCCUAUGAAUGCCAUGAGUGUGGGAAAAGUUUUAGUCAGAGCUCAGCACUUCUAACUCAUGAGAGGACCCACACAGGAGAGAGACCCUAUAAAUGCCAUGAGUGUGGGAAAGGUUUUAUCGCAAGUUCAGCCCUUACUAAUCAUAGGAGAAUCCACACAGGAGAAAAACCCUAUAAAUGCCCUGAGUGUGGGACAAGUUUCAAUUUGAAAUCAACCCUUACUACACAUCAGAAAACCCACACAGGAGAGAAACCGCAUGAAUGCUUGGACUGUGGGAAAACUUUCCGUUUCAAAUCAAACCUUAAAGCACAUGAGAAAACCCACACAGGAGAGAAACCCCAUAAAUGCUUGGACUGUGGGAAAACGUUCUGUCUGCGCUCAUACCUUAUUAAACAUGGGAGAAUCCACACGGGAGAGAGACCUUAUAAAUGCCUUGAGUGUGCGGAAAGCUUCAGUAGGAGCUCAGCGCUCACCAAUCAUCAGAGAAUACACAGGGAGGAGAGAACCCAGAAAUAGCUUGACAGGAAAAGGUUCAAUUUACUUUACACAUCUGUGACCCACACAACAGAGACACCUUGAUGUGGGGGAAGGUUCAUUUGGGAUCAGGCAUCCGCACAGGGAAGAAACCUCUGAGUUGUUCUCAAUGUGGAAAAUGCUCCAAGUGGAGCUAACACCAUACUGGACAUCAGAGACUCCUCCAUGCACGGGGGAAAUUCUCUCAGGGCCCUGACUGGGGCUGGCUGUGGCGACAAACCCAUUUCCUCGUUCCCACACACAUCAGGGGCAUUUGGCUCCCAAGGAUCCAGCUGCGCAUCGCUGGGGCGAUGAUCCAGCAGCAGCUGAGCAUCAACUGGUCUGGGAUCCUCUGGCUCUGCCUGGUCUCCACAAACCCCAGGCAGAGGAGAAGCCUUGAUCAGCCCCUCCUCCCUGCUGCAGCCCUGGCUGCUGAGCUGAUGAGCCACAGGUGGGGAAAAGGAGAGAGAGAAACUCCUCCAGCCGCUCCCUCUGCCUGGCUGAAGGUCCCCCCUCUCCCUUCCCCUCCUAGCUGGGAUCCCCCUGCCAUGGAGAUGAGGAGAAAGACACUUGGGCCAGGCCCCACCUUCACUCUAGACCAGGGGUAGGCAACCUAUGGCACAUGUGCCGAAGGCGGCACGUGAGCUGAUUUUCAGUGGCACUCACACUGCUCGGGUCCUGGCCACUGAUCCUGGGGGCUCUGCAUUUUAAUU
Messenger RNA from Mauremys mutica (yellowpond turtle), 2005 nucleotides. Its product is annotated as zinc finger protein 239-like. The coding region runs from base 21 to 1295 and encodes 424 amino acids. Gene Ontology annotation, molecular function: RNA polymerase II cis-regulatory region sequence-specific DNA binding; DNA-binding transcription factor activity, RNA polymerase II-specific. Gene Ontology annotation, cellular component: nucleus. The record is from RefSeq and is a predicted model, not a curated record. Gene Ontology annotation, biological process: regulation of transcription by RNA polymerase II. NCBI's taxonomy places the organism in Eukaryota, Metazoa, Chordata, Testudines, Geoemydidae. The transcript has 3 exons.